Molecule: messenger RNA, 1635 nt
Organism: Penicillium digitatum Pd1
Lineage: Eukaryota; Fungi; Ascomycota; Eurotiomycetes; Eurotiales; Aspergillaceae
Product: MFS transporter
Biological process (GO): transmembrane transport
Cellular component (GO): plasma membrane
Molecular function (GO): transmembrane transporter activity
Source: RefSeq, a predicted model, not a curated record
AUGAAGAUUCCUCAGUCAGAUCAGACCCACGAAAUUGCAACUAGCCCGACAGCCUCCAUCAGGUCUGGCGAAUUUAGCCAUGAACAGCCCAAUGAUUAUCUGGACCUGCCAGUUCGCGAAAUCAAUGAUACUGCAGAUUUGCGUGAAUACACCACCGAGACGAGGACAGGUGAAAUCAUCAAGCAGGUCAAGUCCAAUGCUACUGGCAAAAUCGAAGAUUGGAAGAUGGUAACCUUCACUAUCGACGACCCUGAGAGCCCCAAGAACUGGUCAAAGGCGUAUAAGUGGUACUGUACCAUGGUGGUCGCCUUUACCUGCUUUGUUGUCGCAUUUUGCAGUAGUGUCAUUACAGCUGAUAUCGAGGGACCCGUCGAGGAAUUCGGUAUUGGCCGUGAAGUCAGCUUGCUUGUUAUCACGGUUUUCGUUAUUGGAUUCGGUCUUGGACCCAUGGUCUUUGCUCCAAUGUCAGAAAUCUUUGGACGUCGUCCUGUCUACGCCCUGACCCUUGCAAUCGCUGUUAUUUUCGUCAUCCCCUGCGCCGUUUCUAAAAACAUAGGAACUCUGAUUGUCUGCCGCUUGAUCGAUGGAAUCGCUUUUAGUGCCCCUAUGACUCUAGUCGGUGGUACUCUGGCUGAUUUGUGGAAGAGUGAGGAACGUGGUGUUCCGAUGGCAGCAUUCAGCGCUGCUCCCUUCAUCGGUCCGGCCAUCGGCCCACUUGCUGGUGGCUUUCUGUCGGACAACUGUGGUUGGCGCUGGCUGUACUGGAUUCAGCUUAUUUUGGCCUUUGUUGCCUGGGUUAUGAUCACCUUCACUGUCCCGGAGACAUUCGCACCAAUUUUGCUGAAGAAGCGAGCCCAAAAACUUCGCAUUGCUGAGAACGACCUCAAGUAUACCACUGAAACCGAGCUCGAUCCUCGCCCUAUGGGUGAAAAGCUGCGAAUUUUCCUCUUCCGGCCCUUCCAGCUUUUGUUCCUCGAGCCCAUUGUCUUGUUCAUUUCUCUUUACAUGUCGGUCAUUUAUGGCUUACUAUACAUGUUCUUCGUUGCCUACCCUAUUGUUUACCAGGGUGGCAAAGGAUGGAGCGCGUCUAAAACUGGUCUCAUGUUUAUCCCUCUAGCUAUCGGUGUGAUCCUAAGUGCAUGCUGCGCUCCUUUUGUCAACAGACACUACCUCGAGGUCUCUACAGCAUGCGGUGGCAAGCCUCCAGCCGAAAAACGUCUGAUUCCCAUGAUGUGGGCUUGCUGGUGCGUCCCUUCUGGUCUUUUCCUCUUCGCCUGGACCUCCUACCCCCACAUUCACUGGAUGGGACCGGCAAUGGGAGGCUUCCUGAUUGGAUUCGGCAUUAUCCUGCUCUAUAACUCUGCCAACAACUACCUUGUUGAUACGUACCAGCAUCAAGCAGCAUCUGCUCUCGCAGCCAAGACCUUCAUCCGGUCUAUCUGGGGUGCCAGCACAGUUCUGUUCACAGAGCAAAUGUACGAGCGUCUGGGCGACCAGUGGGCUAGCUCGCUUCUUGCGUUUAUCGGCUUGGGAUGCUGCGCCAUUCCCUAUGUGUUCUACUUCAAGGGAGCGUCCAUUCGUCGUUUCUCGAAAUUCGCCUUCCACGACGAUGAGGAGAAAGCCAUCAAGGCGUAG